UUUAUACUUGUAUGUUUCAGAGACUGAAGACUUUAAACACCACACAUCAGCUCAAACACUGAAGGGUAAGAAGAGCUUUCAGACUCUCACUGAGUUUGUUGUUUUCCCUCUUUGGUUUCACCAAAUUGGCUGCAGCUUUGUGGGACGGGACAGGACGCGCCCACUUGUCCUUCAGGUCCUCAGUAAGAUCAGCCAACCUCUUUACUUCAGGUCUGUGGACUGAAGUGGACUGAGCACGGACGGACCUCAGUGUGUCUGAAACAGGAGUUAAACUGGCUGCUGCUGCUGCUGAACCAACAUGAAGAAACAAGUGACAUUUGCAGAAAGUCAGGUGGUCCACAGGCUCCAUCAGGACGAGGCUUUUCCCAGGGGUGCCGGGACCAACGGGACGAACAUGGCCGUCGUCAAGGAGUCACGUCACAGACACGCCAGCAUUAACUUCAGCAACGGUUUGAACAUCGCCAGGCCACCAGCCACGAGAUGUGAACCGCAGCUGCAACACGUGACGACCGUGCGGAUCCCCCAAAGCGUGACGGCAGCCCCGUUUCUGAAGCACGCAGCGCUCACGCCGGCCCAGAAGGAGUUUCUGCGCACCAUUGCAGUCUCCCACAGCAGCGCACUCGUCCGCAGCCUCAUCACGCAGCACUACAUGAACGUCCUGCACAGGUGCACACGAGCAGCAGGAGACCUGGCUGGGACUUCUGGUGCCUCACCUGGGACUGACGCGGGCCACAAACACCAAUCAGAGGUCAGGGAGAAGAUAAACACUGCUGCAAGGAAUCCUGGGAAAUCAUUUCUGCCAAAAAUCCCAAACAGGCCUGCCAACCAAUCAGCGUCAACACAAAGAAAGACGAAGACACGUGCAACAACGUCAGCGUCAGCGAGGAGGAAACGUGCGAGACGAAGCAGGAUAAAACUGCUGGAGGAGGAGGAGGAGGAGGAGGAGGAAGGGCCGGACGACUCGCUGACAGAAUGUGUGCGUUCACUGUCCGUCGGAGAUUGGGAUGAGGACGCUUUUUUAGAUUUGUGACGUUUCUUUCUUUUUUCUUUUUAAUUAAUUAAUUGUAUUUACAACACAAGAUAGGGACAAUUGAAAAAAAUGAACACAGGAAUCAACCAAUCAAGGACGGAGAUCAGCAACCGAAUAUAACCAUUAAACAAAAGAGAAGUCAUAUUGAAGAACAGAUAAGAAAAAAACAAAACAAAAAGAGACAGAAAGAAUGAAUUGCAAGAAUGAAUAUGAUAUUUACCCAUCAUAAUAACAAGACUGGUAGUAUCGGAAAUGUUUGCAUCCAAGUUGUUCAUAUAAAUAAUAUCAUUAUAGGAAAAAGGGGGUGUAUUAUCCAUUUUCAAAGAUAACCAACAUUCAAAAAAUAGAUUUUUAAUAGUUUCGGCCUCUGAACAGCAAACUUAAAUCUUCUAUGCAGGAAGUCACUAUCAGAGUAAAUUGCUGAUACUGUUUUAAAAUGGGUUUCCUUAACUUCAGGAGCAACAGGGGAAGUUAUAUAAAAAGAAAGCGCCUGUCUCUUUAGGGACACCUCUGUGUUAUUCUGAACAGAACAUGAGUUAAAGUCACCAAAAAUUAUUUGUUUAAAAUGCAGACUUAUCAUUUUGUUGUUACAUUUUUUAUCCAAUAAAUUAAUGUCACCAGUUUUUAGAGUGGGCAAAAGGGGUGUAACAGACCAAAGCUGCAUACUGUUAUGAGUCAGUUGGGUUACAGGAGUAGGAAUUGCUUUGCAGAUCUUUUUCUUUGAGAUGACAGUGUUACACUUUGAGGUGAAGUCAGUCAUGCGUCUGGCUUCAGUGGAUCAUAAACAUUACCUCACUGUUACACCAAUCAGAUUUGAAUAUGGAUUUUUUUUGUUUAUGGUAAUAACCCUGUUGUUCUACAACAAAGAGUCGUGUGGUGAAAAGUUAUGGGUAAAUAACAUCCUUCCGAACUGCAGCGCUUGUUUGUGGAAAUUGGAUAGUAUUACAGGAACGAUUUGUGACGUUUGUGCUGCAGUAAUAUUUUGUGUGGCCGCAGAAUGACUACUAGUGGGACUUUUCUUCUUCUCCUUUUCCGUCCACUUUCAUGGCUCCAGACAGGAAGUUCAAACCUUUUUGGUCAGCUGUGAAACAGAAAGCGGCUCAGUUUGCGGUGUGAAACCUGCGCCCUCCAGUGGCGGCCAGGGGGAACUUCUUGAAAACUUCAUUUCCGGGAAAUGAUUUGUUUGUGUCAGUGAAAACCGAGCGAUGAGUUCAGCUUCAGGUCAGACAAAAGCCAGCAGCUGCAGUCACCGUUUGGGCUGCUUUUUUCCUCAAAAUAAUAAUAAUUAAAUUUUAGAUUCAUUUAACUACUUGGGACUAACUGGUACUACAUGCUAUAUAUUUGGUACGAUAUAGUUUUACAUCAGCUAGAAAGAGGAGAUACUCAAGUAAAAGCAGUAGCUCAGAACUGUACUGAAGUACGGCACUUGAUAAUUAGAAUUAAUAAUGCAAGGUUUUCUGUUUUGCAGAGUAUUUCUGACACAAAAUUCACUUUUUAAGUAGUAAAUCUCACGUUCUCCACACGUCCGCUGCAAGUUCUGGGAGAAAUGUAUCAAGAAUAAAAGGCAUCGCUAAUUUAUUUGAUGUAAGCACUAAAUAUUUCUGUUUCUUAAACCCCUUCAGUGUGUUAAUGUACACCACAAUAUUUAUUAUUAUUAUUAUUAUCAAUAAAGACAAAACAAUGGAUAGAGUGAAAGUAGAUCUUUAUUGUGGGGAAGAAAUAACUGAAAAAGGCAGACUACAAGAAGCUACAGGUCUCUUGGUUACAUGAAGAGGGCAAAAAAAAAAACAAAAAAAGA
This is a messenger RNA of Scatophagus argus, 2828 nucleotides long. RefSeq names its product protein FAM216A-like. The transcript has 7 exons. Lineage: Eukaryota; Metazoa; Chordata; Actinopteri; Scatophagidae. Bases 299 to 1030 code for a protein of 243 amino acids. The record is from RefSeq and is a predicted model, not a curated record.